Messenger RNA from Brachypodium distachyon (stiff brome), 4088 nucleotides. Its product is annotated as PH, RCC1 and FYVE domains-containing protein 1. NCBI's taxonomy places the organism in Eukaryota, Viridiplantae, Streptophyta, Magnoliopsida, Poales, Poaceae. The record is from RefSeq and is a predicted model, not a curated record. Gene Ontology annotation, molecular function: metal ion binding. The transcript has 8 exons. The coding region runs from base 370 to 3657 and encodes 1095 amino acids.
CAAGUCACCCAUUUUUACUCCACCCGCCCCCCCUGCUCUGCUCUCCGGUAACUGCGCCGCCGUUAGUCCUCUUCUUCCUCCCGGUCUUCUCCCGUCGCCUCUCCACUGGCUGGGUCUUCGCGGGCAGUCUCCAUUUCUUUAACCUUCACCCCCCGCACGACCCCCACUCCUCCUCCACCACCUCCCUCUCUCUCAGGAGCCUUUCUUGCUUGCCUUCCCUCACAUCCGCCGCCGCCCGCAACCACCUCCAGAGCCAGCCGUCGGAACAUUUCUCCCACGGAGGGGAAGGGGAGAGGACGACCCAUGACGAGCCCCACGGGGAGAAGCCACUAGUCCAUGACGACCGGAGGCCGGCCGCCGGUGGAAUGAAUGGCAGAUCCCGUCGACAUCGACAAGGCACUUAUUGCUUUAAAGAAAGGCACCCAGCUGCUUAAAUAUGGUCGCAAAGGGAAGCCAAAAUUUACUCCCUUCAGACUAUCAAAUGAUGAAUCAACGCUUAUUUGGAUCUCUGACAACACAGAGAAAAGUUUAAAACUAGCUUCUGUGUCCAGAGUUCUAUCAGGACAAAGAACGCUGGUUUUCCAACGUUUUCUGCUCCCUGAGAAAGAUCAUUUAUCCUUCUCACUCAUAUAUAAUGAUGGAAAGCGAUCCCUUGAUCUGAUCUGCAAGGAUAAGGUUGAAACACAGGUGUGGUUUACAUGCCUUAACGCAUUGAUAUCUCCAGGACAACACGGAUCCCAGCCACAAUACACUGAUGGAAUGCGCACUGGUGCCCUUUCUUUUGAUUGUGGCAGAGAAAGCAGCCUAAGCAGUAGCUCUACUUAUACCACGGAUUCUCUCGAGAACAAGUUGAGCUCAGCAAAUUCUACCAAGGACCGUUCAUCUGGAGAAUAUACAUAUUCAGAGAGGACAGAUGCGUCAGAAAUGCAAGUGAAAAGUGCUUCUUCAUCAGACAUUCGAGUCAGCGUUUCCAGUGCCCUCAGCACUUCAAGCCAUGGUUCUGGCGAAGAUUCUGAAUCGUUUGGGGAUGUUUAUGUCUGGGGAGAAGUCAUGUGUGAUACCACUUCAAGGUCAGGGUCUGAUGGAAAUGUGCACGGUCCUGGUGCAACUACUGAUAUUCUUGUACCAAAGCCCUUAGAAUCAAAUGUAAUGCUUGAUGUCAGUUAUGUGGCUUGUGGUGUGAAGCAUGCUGCACUUAUUACAAGACAGGCAGAGGUAUUUACAUGGGGAGAAGAAUGCAGUGGCAGGCUUGGUCAUGGGGCUGGUACAAGCAUUUUCCAACCACGUCUACUGGAGUCAUUAUCAAUCUGUAACGUUGAAAUAAUUGCUUGUGGUGAAUUCCAUACUUGUGCUGUUACUGCAACAGGUGAUCUUUACACUUGGGGAGAUGGUACCCACAAUGCGGGACUCCUUGGUCAUGGUAGUACCGUGAGUCACUGGAUCCCAAAGAGAGUUUCAGGUCCUCUGGAAGGCCUUCAGGUUUCAACCGUCUCUUGUGGUACAUGGCAUACAGCUUUGAUAACUAGUUCUGGACAGUUGUACACGUUUGGUGAUGGUACAUUUGGAGCCUUAGGUCAUGGAAAUCGAGAAACGAUCUCGUAUCCAAAAGAAGUGGAGUCUUUGAAGGGUUUGAGGACUAUUUCUGUUUCAUGUGGGGUGUGGCAUAGUGCUGCUGUUGUUGAGGUUAUCAUGACACAGUCAAAUGCUUCGUCUGGAAAGCUAUUUACCUGGGGAGAUGGAGACAAAUAUCGCCUUGGGCAUGGUGACAGGUCUGCAAAACUCAAACCAACAUGCGUGCCUUCACUGAUAGAUUACAACUUCCAUAAGUCUGCAUGUGGCCAUACUCUUACGAUUGGAUUGACUACUUCAGGGCACAUGUUUACUGUAGGGAGCUCUGUCUAUGGACAGCUUGGCAAUCCCAAUAACGAUGGAAGGUAUCCACGUCUGGUAGAAGAUAAGGUUGGAGGCGGUGGUGUUGUGGAGGUUGCCUGUGGAUCUUAUCAUGUCGCAGUCUUGACAAACACCGGUGAAGUUUACACAUGGGGUAAGGGUGCAAACGGAAGAUUGGGUCACGGUGAUAUUGCAGAUCGUAAGGUACCUACACUUGUUGAGGCUUUAAGGGACAGGUCUGUAAAACGCAUUGCUUGUGGAUCAAGCUUUACAGCUGCAAUCUCUCAACAUAAAUGGGUGUCUGGCGUGGAGCAGUCUCAGUGCUCGGCAUGCAGACAGCCAUUUGGGUUCACUCGAAAGAGGCACAACUGCUACAAUUGCGGCUUAGUGCACUGUCAUUCAUGCAGUUCAAAAAAAGCUCUAAGAGCAGCAUUGUCUCCUAAUCCUGGAAAGCCAUAUCGUGUAUGUGAUUCAUGUUACAUGAAGCUAAGUAAAGUCUUGGAUUCUGGUGUCAGUUAUAGCAGGAACACUAUACCUCGCAUACCAGGUGAUACCAAGGCUGAGAGAAUGGACACAAAGGCAACCAGAGUUGCAUCAGCUACUAGUUCAGAUAUGAUCAAGAAUUUAGAUGUGAAGGCAGCAAAGCAGACAAAAAAGUCUGACCAUGCUCCACAGUUCCCUGCAAUUUUGCAGUUGAAAGACAUCCCUUUUGUCGGACCAGGUGACCUGAACAAUACAGGUUCUACAGUAUCAAAUGGAUACUCUAAUGACACCAGAUAUGCUCCACAGAUUUUAAGAAUGCCGCAUCUAAAUUCCUCGAGCUCUUUGUCCUCUGAAAGCAUCGAGAGUUUCAGGGAGGCGAAUGAACUUCUGAAGCAAGAGGUUCAGAAACUACGAGCUGAGGUAUGUUUGGUUUUAAUAUUUUAUUGCUGUAACUAUAAAACAAGCAGAGAAACGGAGUCCUUAUGCCUGUAUAUGAAUCAGGUUAGUAGCUUGAGACAGGAACGUGAACAGCAAGAUAAUGAGUUGCAGAAGUCGGAGGCAAAAGCCCAUGAGGCGGUGACACUUGCUGCUGAAGAGGUGUCCAAAUCGAAGGCUGCAAAAGAGGUUAUAAAAUCACUGACGGCACAGGUAAAAGAAAUGGCUGAGAGGCUUCCUCCAGGAGAGCAUGACAUGAAGCCACCACGGGUUGUGUAUCUACCUGGUGGUGUAGUUUCUCCUGAAAUUGGGGGGAGAGAAAGCCAGAAGAGAUAUCAGCCAGGAGGCAUUCAUUAUUCCCAAACACCGACUUAUGUUGCGUCUGCUCGGGUUAAUGGGCUCCCUCCACAGGUCCAUCAGACAAGCAACCCCGGUGAUAACGCGAUGGUUCCACACGAGAGCAUGUUUGAAAACUUCAACAAGAGCAAAGAUUUCCCAGCUGCUGCUGCUCAACAGAGGACGAACGGUGGGUACCGUCCAAGAUCAGAGGAUUUUGAUCGGAGGGAAACAGAAAGGUUCCAAAUAAACCUACAAGGUUGGAACACGAGAGGCUCUGGUUCACCCAGUAAUCAGGUCGAAGCAGAGUGGAUAGAACAGUAUGAGCCUGGGGUGUACCUAACCCUAGUCUCUCUUCACGACGGAACCAAAGAGCUGAAAAGAGUGCGGUUCAGUAGGAGAAGAUUCGGAGAACAUCAAGCGGAGUCAUGGUGGAGCGAGAACCAUGAAAAGGUGUACGACAAGUACAACGUGCGGAGAACCGACCGCAUCUCUUCUGUGAUGACGUCUUAAUUAGUUCCCGCGCCUGCAAUUUUCGCUAGAUGUCCAUCCGGUAGUGCAGCAUGCUUCCAUUCUUUACCGUUUCGUGCGCGGCACUCAUCAAGAAAAGAGAAAAAGGCGGAGCUGAAAUUCAAGCUACGGAUGAUGCGCUCAUGGCUAAGCCUGCUCGUCAGUGUGGCGCGCAUGCAGUCUGAAUUAUCCGGGGCUCUCAAUCUCUCUGUCUGACUAUCCCCAAACGUGUAUUGUUGUUGUUGUGGUUGUAUAGAAGCACAAAUGAUAUUCAUUUCACACGGUUGGCACCUAACAGGAGGCAGUUAUGUGCUGUCAUUGCUCUUCUGACCACCAUGAUACAGCAAGCCUCCAUGUAUGUAUAUUCCUUUGCUGGAUUAAUAGAUGAGCUGGAGGAGAUCAGGAGAAAGCUCUUCCAGCUUUGCUGUUCUGAA